Galleria mellonella (greater wax moth) is the source of this 2072-nucleotide messenger RNA. It is a transcript of the gene Irbp18, whose product is annotated as CCAAT/enhancer-binding protein gamma-like. The record is from RefSeq and is a predicted model, not a curated record. Gene Ontology annotation, molecular function: RNA polymerase II cis-regulatory region sequence-specific DNA binding; DNA-binding transcription factor activity, RNA polymerase II-specific. NCBI's taxonomy places the organism in Eukaryota, Metazoa, Arthropoda, Insecta, Lepidoptera, Pyralidae. Gene Ontology annotation, biological process: DNA-templated transcription; regulation of transcription by RNA polymerase II. The transcript has 2 exons. Bases 392 to 751 code for a protein of 119 amino acids.
UUUUUAUCAAUAUUAAGUGGUGUUGAGUCUAAAUAAUCUAAUCUAAGCUGUAGUGGUUUGUUUUUGUGUGGCGUAAAUAUCAAAAUAUUUAUUUUUAAUAUUGCGCAUAUAUAUAUUUUUCUAAAAUUAAUUAAUUUAUUAGUAAACAGAAUAAAUUUAGAUAAUAAUACCAAUAUUCACUUUUACAAAUAAUUCAUACGAAAACUGUGUUUUAUAUUCACUAGGUCAUACUGAUUAAUUUUAUAUAAAUGUUGCGUCAUUGUUUCCAGUUAAAAAACUAGUGUAAUUUAUUUGCAAUUGUUGUGAAAUAUUGCUUUAUGUGUCGUAGACUGUCGCACUACUGUUGAAAAGUAACCACACGUGUGGUUAAUAGUGGAUUAAAAGCAUUUUAAUGAUAUUAAAAGAAUAUAUUGAUAUGGCACCUAAGCGCGGGAAACGAGUGAGUGAUGGCAGUGAUGAAGACGAGGACUACAGGAAGCGAAGGGAUAGAAACAACGAGGCAGUAAAAAAGAGCAGAUUUAAGUCAAAGCAGCGUACACAAGAAACAUUCACAAGGGUGAGCAAACUGAAAGAAGAAAAUAAAGUGUUAGAGGAGAAAGUGAAGACCCUAACAAAAGAAUUGCAAUUUCUAAAAGAACUCUUCUUGGCACAUGCAUCAAAUACACAGAAUUCUAAAUUUGAAGGUAUUGACCUGGAGAAGCUUCUAGAAGAUGUCCCAGAUAAGGAACAAGAAAAUAGUAGUAAAAAAUGAUUGGAUAACUAGAUUUAUGCAAAUGACUGGGUAAAUAUAGUUCUUUAAGUUAGUAAUGGGUACUCUAGUGUUCAACAGCCAUAUAUGUUUCUUAAAGAAAGAGACAGAUGUUAUUAUUGAUCUACACACAAUCUUGUGUGAAUAAUUUGCUAUUCCAUAUACAGGCUGUAAUCAAAAUCUCCAGCCAUAUGUAAAACUAAAAAUCUACCCAAGCUAUAGAAUAUAUUAAGAGAAAAAUUCAGUAAAUCAAAACUUUUCCAAUUGAAUGAAACCAAUCCUCUAUGGGGUCUAAGUGUGGUGGCUUAAGCCGAGGUUCAAGCCGCUCUGUCACCUUUGAAUGUAUGCCACAUCUAUCGGUAAGAGUCAACACUUCAUCACUCCCCCCUUGUGGUCUUGGAGUGCCAUCUACAUUUGUCCCUGCAUAUGCCCAGUGAAGCUAUAAAUGCCCUUUGCAGCUAACAGCAUUUAGAGAUCGAAAAGUAAUCAAAUUUUUGAGCAUUCCAUACUGGCUGUACCAUUAGUUUGUUAGCUCAUCUUUUGUGGGGGAAAAUUUUCAUUUUCCAUUAUAGUACUCUACAGUUUAGAUUUCACCUGUAUAAAAAUGGUACAUAUUUCGCAAGCUAAACUCAACUUUUGCAACUCUCCAUAAAUACUAUUCUGUAUCCAUAGUUUAUAUCCUAUGUUAAGUGUUAGAAUACUGACAUAUUUUGACCAUGGACAAGCACCUACCUGGCGCUCAUAUAUCAUAAUCAAAAACCAAGUUCUAUUUGUGUUCAGCAGCUGUAUUGGAUAUUGAAAUGUAGUGUGAGAUACCUAGACAAUAUAUGUAUAUAAAUGUAAUUUAGAAUUAAGUAAAUUUAAACAGAUUUUACUGCAAAUUCUCAUUUACUUGCAUUUUGGUAAAAUGUAUUGUUUUUCUGUGAUGAUUUUUUUAAUGACUAGACAUUUAUGUAAUUUAUUGCAUAAAUUUAGUGACAGAUAUCUGAAAUGAAUUCUUCAAUACGUAAAAGAUCAGCAUUGCUAAUUGAAAUGUUCUAAGAUACUGUAAGUCAUAGGCAUAUUAUUGUUACACUAACUCUCCCUAAUACUAUGUUCAUUAUGAUAUAGGUACUUACUUUUCUCUCAUAAUAGAAGUGUGCCAUAUCUCACAAAUGUCUGGCAUUUGCAGUACAUUUUAUAAAGGAGAAAAUUGAAACAAAGUGUUAGAACAUUGUAAUAUUUAUUGUUAAAAAAUAGAUUCUUAUAUAUCUACUAUGUAAUUUAUAAGUAUAAAGCUAAAAUGAGCUAAAAUAUUGAAAAUAAAGUAUUUUAUUUACAGGAA